Tachysurus fulvidraco (yellow catfish) is the source of this 1591-nucleotide messenger RNA. RefSeq names its product cAMP-dependent protein kinase inhibitor alpha (gene pkia). The coding region runs from base 280 to 513 and encodes 77 amino acids. Gene Ontology annotation, biological process: negative regulation of cAMP-dependent protein kinase activity. The transcript is spliced from 3 exons. Gene Ontology annotation, molecular function: cAMP-dependent protein kinase inhibitor activity. NCBI's taxonomy places the organism in Eukaryota, Metazoa, Chordata, Actinopteri, Siluriformes, Bagridae. Gene Ontology annotation, cellular component: nucleus; cytoplasm. The record is from RefSeq and is a predicted model, not a curated record.
UAACCUGGAUAAAGCGUCAGGUCUCAUUAUCAGCAUGAGAUUGUCUGUAAAAUAGGAAACUAAAGCGAAAACAUUCUGGUAGUUUGAGGGAAUUUCUCUAGCGCAUUGUGGACAAAAAUAGACUAAGAUCGGGGUAAUCCGUUCAAUCUGGCAACUCAGAUCAGGCUGCAGCACUGAGAGCGCAGAGAGACGAAGCUGCUGCUUCUGUAAAGACAGAUAAGAUUUAAGGAGACCAAACAAAGCCUAAAACAGGCACUGCUAUGUUGAAAUAAAUUAGAUAUGACUGAUGUGGAGGCGACUUAUGAAGACUUCAUAGCCUCCGGAAGGACGGGAAGAAGGAAUGCGGUACAUGAUAUUCUGGGGGAAUCGGGAGGGCUGGACGUCAGUGGACUCUCGCAGACGCUUUCUGAGCUCAACGUCAACAAAACAGAUGAAGGGAACAAUGGAGAGAAAAGCUCGAGCUCUUCAGACCCCGGUCCCAAACCUGAGAAGAGCGAGGCGGAGGGGACGUAACGACCGUCUUCAUCAGUACCAUCAUCCUGUGGCUAUUUGAGGACCUGGACAUGGACAGGCGGACACGGCGACGCCCUCUACUGGUCUGCCCUGGACUCGGCCGAGGCUCUGCCUUCACCGUGUUCAGACAAAAAGGCUGGAAUUGUAGCUUCAUCACCGGAUGAUGCGUUAAUCACUUCAGUACCAUAACUGAUGUACUGUAGGCACUCCGUCAGCUAAUCACCGUCGAUCGUUAGCUGUUGAAACGGAGCUGAACCUAUCAGCUCCUCCACCGCAGAGCUGCUCAAGACGUAGCUGGAGAUCUGUAGGAUCUUCUCAGAUCUUCUCACCAUUUGACUUUCCGUCACAGAGACAUGGAAAGAGACAUUCUUUUGAUCCACUGCCACGUUAGCCAUGCUAAUAUAUUUCAGUGUUCUUAAUUCGUACAAGUUGUAGUGUUGUCGUAACGGCUUACGUAUUUUAUAUUUAAAUAUCCGUUCUGUAUUUUAAUUAGGUUUCGGUUUUCGGCUCGACAGUUCAGCUGAUGUUCUUAUGGAAUACAUGAAGAAAUGAAGUUUUUACGCGUAACAUAGACACCGCGCCUUGGCUGUUAAAAGGACGAGUUAAAUGUCACUGAAAGCGGUUUAAAAAACGAUGCAUGACGUCUAAAUAUAUUUCAUCUAUUCAGAGAAAACGCACGUACAAAAUAUGCAGCCGUGUAAAAGUGAGCUAACGUCCGUGGUAUUUUUCACUCUCGUUAAUUUUAUAUAUAUAUAUAUAUAUAUUCGAUUUAAAAAAAAAAAAGCAAAAAAUAGAAAGAAUUAAAUAAAAAAAAUUAUAAUAAUAAAUCUUUUUUUUCUCAACACUGCCCUGUAUUUAUUUAUUUAUUUAUUUAUUUAUUUAUUUUUAUCUCGAUUUGAUCGAUUUUUAAUGCGUAUAUCUUCCACAUUUGUUCACUUUAUUGCUGUGUGACAUUUUUCGCUAAUAAACAUUAUAGGAUGAUGUUUUCGUCACCGUUGAUGUAUUUUUCUUGACUUCUUUCUUGUGUCACAGAGAAAUAGCACCAACAACUUUGUUUCUGUACAGUUUUCUGUAUUUU